Molecule: messenger RNA, 8214 nt
Organism: Sitophilus oryzae (rice weevil)
Lineage: Eukaryota; Metazoa; Arthropoda; Insecta; Coleoptera; Curculionidae
Exons: 20
Coding region: 273-7421 (2382 amino acids)
Biological process (GO): protein phosphorylation
Molecular function (GO): protein kinase activity; ATP binding
Source: RefSeq, a predicted model, not a curated record
GUCAAAGUCAAAAACAUCUUGUGUCUGUUGUGUCAUUCGUGUCUGAAAAAUAGGUGCGUUAGAGAGUCGCUCCGAACUCAAAUUCGAAUUAAUAACUAACGAUAUAUUUAAAGAUUAAAAACUAUGAGAUUGAAGUGAAAUAGUUUCGAGAUAUGACGGAUUUCGAGCCAUCGGAUUCAUAUUACAACGGACUAAACGAUUUGCGAUAAAAGUUUGUGUGUGUUUUUUUCAAAGUGCGACGUUAUAAAGUUGUUUAUGGUGUCCUCAAAAUUAUGGAAAUAUCAUGGAAAUGGCUGAGCCUCUGCCUGGGUCUUGUACUCGUGGGAUUAUGCAACGGAUUUCCGAUCAACUUGGAAGAUACAAAUGCUGAACAUACGCAAUUUCUGACAGGUUUAGUGGCCAUUCUACUGACAGUCUGCAGUAUCGUAUUUUUGGCUGGUUGUCUAUGUUGUCAUAGAAGAAAUGGAUUUAAGGAGGAAAAGGAUAAGGAAUUCCGGAAUAGUCCAGUGGUGGCCUCUGUCGCAUCCAACUUGGACAAUGGUCAAGUGAACCCGAUAGCCAACGGCGAGUUUACCAUAUUUACGCCACUAUCUCCGCCCUUAUACAACAACAAUGUCUUCCUUGCCAACGAACAAGUUAUAACACGGACCUCGGAUGAUUACGUCUAUGGGGAUAUCGACGUUAGUUUUUGGUUUGAUCCUUCUAAAAAGGACUUUCCCAGAGUGAAAUUAAAGUACAUAAAGGAACUAGGAAAAGGAUGGUUUGGGAAAGUGGUAGAAGGUGCAGCCCAGGACCUAGACAACGGAAAGUCCUGGACACCAGUUGUAGUAAGAAUUCUGGAUGCGGCAUCGAACGCAAGGCAGCGGGUUCUUUUCCUGAACGAUGCUUCUAUCUACUUGGCUCCAGAGCACCCAAACCUUCUAGCUUUAAAAGGCAGAUGCGUGGGAGCUGCUCCGUUACUUUUGCUCCAAGAAUUUUGCUCUGGUGGAGAUCUGAAAGCAAGAUUAAGAUCAGUAGGUGCAGAGAAUAAAGUUCUGCAGUGGUGUUGCGAAGUUACGUCAGCCUUGAGGCAUUUACAUGAUCACGGAUUGGUUCAUCAUGACUUGGCUUCUCGUAAUUGUCUUCUUACCGAUUCCUUAACUCUAAAAGUUGGAGAUUACGGUUUGGGACCGACAAAAUACCCAGAAGAUUACUAUAAAGGAGGCGAGCCUCUCGUACCGGUUCGUUGGAGGUCUCCAGAAUCCUUAGAAUGCACUCUUACCACCAUCCAGCCAAAGAAGAUGACCACGGAGGCCAACGUGUGGUCUUUGGGAGUCGUUAUGUGGGAAAUAUGUGAAAACGGUGCUCAACCUUAUGGAGAGUUCGAUGAUGACGAGGUGAUAUCGAAAGUGUUUGGCAUAGAACGGUUAAGAUUAGGCAAGCCUAGCAAAUCCGAGAUGUAUACCGAUUAUAUCUUCCGCUUGAUACAAAUGUGUUGGAGUAACGCGGACACCCGGCCCAAAGUCUCCCAAAUCGACAUGAUGCUCUCUGAUCUCCUGCAAGUGCACAGAAAUACUCAGAACCAAAUCCCGAACGCCACCAACGAUUUCGAAAGGAGAUGGGAAUCUCUCAAACCCAAUACCAUCGUCAAAACUGACAAUUACUCCGUCAGUAUCAACAUAGAACCUGGCGACGUCAACAUUUCCAAACCCAUGUCGCCUAGCCUGAACAACUUACACGGUUCCCUAGAUAAUUUAACGGAAGUGCAACCAAUGGAAUCGUGGUUGCAGAACGUAGCCUCGGAAACCAGAGACCCAAACUACGUUAAGGGUCUCUCGGAAGCGAUCAAAACCCUCGAUACUGCCUUAGAAUUAGAAACGAUUUCAACCAGUUCGGAUCACAGCUUUAAACAAGACCAUAAUAAUACUAACCUCAACGUAGAUUUUAAGUUAGGUCCUUCAGUAUUUUCCGUAAUCGACAGACUGCCAGAUUCUCCAAAUCAAAACGAUAGCUUAACUGAUAGUAUGAUAUUUAAACAGCCAGGUAGUAGUGAAAGUGAAACUGAAGAAGAGAAUUGGAGGAAGAAAGUUGAACGUGGGGCUUAUAGCGAAAAGGUUAAGUUAAAAUCUAGAUCAGUAGCUGAUUUGAUGGUUCUAACUCACGUGGAUUACUCUGAAUCGGAAUCAGAAACUCCUUUACCUAGCCUAGACUACCGGGCAAACAAAAGUGGAAGAAAAUCAAACUUGGAGACGGUCAGUUUAAAUUUCAGCAGCGAAGGAAACUUACUAAAUGUAGAGAAUGAUUUUCAAGAAGAGUUAAGGAAGUUACAAAUCGAAAGAAGAGACAGUUUGCUUUUUGUGCCUGACACAGAAAGCCGGAAUAAUUCAAAUUUGAGCCUUCUUCACGAACUGAACAGUCCAACUAAAAUCAAACCGGCUAGUCAAGUUUUCAACGUCUUCAACGUUACUAUAGACAAGUUUUCUACUUUGAGAGCUAGCGGGUCCAAGCUUUCUGAACUAAUCGGAAUUGUUGAAGACGCCAGGAGUUUCAGUAGGCAAGAUAGUGAAAAUAAAAGUGAUUUGGGAUAUGCUACUUUGCACAACAGCGAGAGAAACAGUGAUUUUGGUAGUGUAGAUGGAGAACAAUUGUUAGAAGACAGAAUAGGUUACAUAAAGAGUGAAAUAGAAGAACGAUUAAGGAACUGCGAACUUACGAUUAGUAAUCCAGAAAAAUCAGUCAUUGUGACUGAUUCAGAAGAUGAAACUAUUAGUGCGAAAAACAUGAUUGUGGUCAAGCAGAAUCUACCUGAUAUUUUAGCUAGUUUAGAUCAAGAACAUAAUCAAAAUAUUGUAGAUUUAAUUGAGUCAAACUCACUUCAGUUGAACGGGAGCAACAAAUACGUCGAUUUAGAACAAGAUGGGAUUAAGGAUCUAUGUAAAAGAUUCAUUGAAGAGGAAAGUUACAGUAUUUUAAGUCAAAUUAAUGCAGCAGAUAACAAUAGUUUAUUAAAUAAGGAUGACUCAGUACAAAAAGAAAUUGAUGAAAAUAUCCAAUCUACGUUGUCGAUAGAAGAUAAUUUACUUCAAUCUGUUCCAAAAUUAUCUGACAUGAUUCGGAAUAAUACAAAUUUAGUGGGUAUUUUUAGAAAUAUUGAUAAGCAGUAUAAUCAAAGAGAAGUGGUUAAUGAUAGGGAAGUAGUUCAUAAUGAAUCUCAGACUGUACCUGAUUUUUGUAGUAAAAAUGUCGAAAAUGUAAAAAGUAGUAAUAGCGUAGAUUAUAAUAAUAUCGAAGAUUUUCUGAUAAUGAAGAUAUCCAGCGGUCAAGAUGUGUUGCGGAAAGCUUCUAUUGCAUCGAGUUCGUCAAACUCUUCAAAGGAGCAGGUGUUUUCGGAAAGCCUUGUGCCAGAAUUGAAGGAUAGUUUUGUAGAAGGGCCUAAAAUUGAAGGACUUAAUCCACCAAUAAGAAAGUCUGGAAAUACCUUGCAGUUAACUGAUGAGCAAGUUGAAUUCAACGAUUGCGACAGUUUGAGUCAAUAUUCCGAAGAUGGUAGUAUUGAUUCUUUCUCAGCUGAAAUUCUAAGUGAAGCUACGGAAAAAGAAAUUAACGAAGAAGAUUAUGUUGGUUCAGAAAACGAAUCAUCAAAGGAUCAUGAUGAUUUAGUUAGUGAAACUGAUAAUUUAGAUGUUUUUGUUGAUGAUGUUGUUAAGGAAAAUCAGAAUGACACUCAGCAAAAUCAAUCUUGUGUGGACGAGGCAUCAAGGAUGCAUAAUUUUGAUGAAGAUUAUUACAAAAAUCAUCCAGUAUCAGUAUUUUUAGAUGAAGAGAGAAAACAUGCUCAAAUUGAUAACAAAGCUGAAAAUAUUUAUGAUGAAAUUCAAGAUUGCCAGACUAGCGGUACAGUUAAAACUGAAGCUGAAAUUGAAGAAAUUUCAAUUGAUAGUUUGUUAAAUGAGAAUAUUGAUAACUCUAAAGAUAUUGAACAGCUAUCUUCAAAUAAUAUCACACAGCAUAUUCAAAAAGAUGAUGAAACAAGUCAAGAAAAUGACGUUGAAAAACCUAAACCGCUUAGUUUUGAACUUAACAAAACCUUUGAAAACACGAACGUACCGAAUGUUAAACCCAGGGUUGCCUUCGAUUUGAGUAAAGAUCAAGAAGAAACAAUGCCAAAUUCGCUAACUCAUCCUUCCAUGCGCACCAGUACACCAUUUAGGAAGAAACAAGAGCACUCUCUUACAUCUCAAAGUCCCUAUUCCAGUAUCAACCUCUUUGACGCUCCUCAAACUAAUCAAGAAGAGAUCAUGCAGUUCUCUUCAAACUUCUUGCCUUUAGAACCUGAACAGGCGGAUAAUCAAAAUAAAUUAAAUUAUUCACUGGAAACCUGGGAUAAUUUCUUGGGAAAAUCAUUUGAUUCUAACCGGGGAAGUAACGAGAACUUGUUUGACAGUUUUAGUUCCGAACCUCAGAGCAUGUUGUUUAUAGAUGAUGCUCAGAAAGGAAAUGAUGUAAUAAAUGAUGAAGGAGAUACAAAAAGUGAUAAUAAUACCAUUGUUAAGGAUAAAACGUUCGUGAAAGAUGCAACGUUUACCAAAGAUGGAACAUUCCUGGUUGAAGAUAAUAAAGACGGUACUUAUGUGAUGGACAAAACGGAAAAUAUUGAAGAAAAUAAAAAAGAUAAAGAAGAAAAUAACUGGGAGAGUGGUGGUGGAUGGUUUUUGCAUCCACAAUUUCAGAAUGAUAAGCUAACUGGAGAUAUUGAACCUCAAGCAAGUACAAGCAAAGGAAGCUACGUAGGUUUUGGAGUGGAUGACGAGAUAAUGGCCGCUAUCAGGAACGAAUUACUAGAAAAACUACCUCAUGCGCAGGGGGCAUCACAAGAAGCGGCAAAAGAAGAAGAGCUGGAUCAAACAGAAAGAAAUGAAGUCUUUCUUCGGUAUAAUGUGUAUAAUAAUCCACUAUCCCCUAUUCCGGAAGAGAGUUUUGAAGAGAACGAAGAUGAUCAACCCACACCAGAAGCUACACCCCCCAAGUUGGAAGAGACUGACAGCGAUUGGUCAGACCAGGGCGACCCCGACGGGCCCCAAAUGCUGUCAUCUCAGACCAAUGAAAGUCCGCUAAGAGUUCCUAAUCACAGACACACGCCUAGCCAAGAUUCUUGCUGUUCUAACGAUACACUUUUUAACCUGGAGGAUUUUGUCUGUGCCAACGAAAAAGACACAACUCCAGACAAAGAUUCUGAGAAUUUACUUAAAUUAGAGAACAUAACGUUUAAAGUAGAUGAAGAAAGCUCUGGUACGAAAGAUAAUCAGACAUUAUGUGCUGAUGUAGUUGACGAAACAGGGGAAGUCAAAAGUUUAGAAGAUAAUACCGUUUCUAAAGAUGUUAGUGAACCUACUUUAAUAGUUGAGUCUUUAGACGGUAAUACUGUAGUUCAGACGGAGAUUUCUAGUCCAAAUCAGGUGUCUACCAGUGAAUUUUUAGAUAGUGAGAGAAAUCAUACGUCUAGUAUUGAUGGUUUGCUUCCCUUUGGCACAAAGCAGGUUGCCCCACUUCCUUCUCCAGAAGACAAUCCCUGGAAAUCAUUACCUGCUUCUUUACUAACUUUUGAAAAAAUUACUAACUUGCCAGAAAAAGCUGAGAGUUUAUCAGAAAGUUUAGAAGAUACUUCACCAGAAAUUUUAAACACUCCUAAAGGAAAUAUGACAGAAGAGGGAAAUACAACUUCUGAUAAAACCGAUGUUACUUCAGAUAGAGAUAAAAUUGAUGAUGCCACAUACGAGAAUAUCGACAAUUUUGUUGAAUCCAAUAAUACUGAAGUAGAUCUCUAUAUGAACGUCCCUGCUUCAAGUUCAAUCACUGACGCUGUGUAUGAAAAUAUUGAGAAUCCAGCUGAUAUAAUCAACGAAGCUGACUACGUGAAUCUUAUUAACUUGGAGAAUGAAGAGAACAGAAAAAACAACGAAAUUUCAUACGAAUCCAAGGAUUUUGAGGAUAGUUUUGACCAAAAAGACCGGCUAGUUAUUGAGAAUGGCGAUCACGAUAUAUUUGGAGUUUUGACGGAUAUAAGGUUCAAUGGACCACUAGAUAAUCAGCUGAUGUCGACGUCUUUUAGCGAGAGUAAUGAAGUUGACGAACAGGAUUGGGACAGCGGUUCGGAUACGAGAUCAAGUUCGAGUGGAGAAUUUAUAUGGAAGGAAGGGGAGCAUGAGGAAUCACUCAAAGCCCUAAGAGCUGCCCCGCAUGACAUGUUGGACGAUAUUAAGCCAAUGGAGGAAAUAACGGAAGAAACUUCCGGAAGUGACGUCAGCAGUGACGACGACGGUGAAACACCGGAAUUUGUACCUUCAGCCUGGGACAAGUACGCCACACCGACAAAAUCAGCUCUACGGUCUCCAGAAAAAAGUCUGGAAAGAUCAGAUUAUAAAAAGCCUAGAGGUGUCUGGUUUAAAAAACAAAAAUACCAUUGCGUGUACGAAUAUCCCAGAGAACCUGAAAGCCCCAUUUUACAAAGUCAGGACUUGUGGAAGCCUCAGCCCGAUUUUGCCGCUAUUUCUGACUGGGAAUUUGACGCGGAGACCUAUCUGCCCCCACCCACUGGUGAUAGUGACAUAAUUCCGAGUACCUUUACCUUCAAACCUAAAAUUAACAACAGUAGACGUAGUUUAUAUUUCCUUACGAACAUUGAUGGCCAGGGUGCAAGUCAUUCAGGUACCUCGGAAGAUUUCAUGGUCUCCAGCUCGACGAAUCCAUUCGAUAUCAAUCCCCUCUGUUCUCAGUUCUUCCCCGGCAGUUCCAACUGGAUAGGGAACGUGACUCCCGACAGCGGUUUGGAGGAUUUGACUCCAGGAAGUGUGAGUGACACUUCCGAGCUGUCGGCGAGUUACCAGGAGCAAGGUAAACAGAUCCAGCCUUUGAGGAAAUUGGCCGCCGUUGCUGUCAAAUUGAAUAAACAACAGGAGGAGAAUAAAGCUUCAAAAGAUGCAUUGGGUGGUUUACGCCACACCCGCAACAAACUCAAACUCGACCUACCGCCCAGUCCAAGCGCUUUUACCACCAGCAAGUCUUUCAGCAUCGAACCAUCGCCCGAACCAAUAGUCCUGAGGGAAAAACCCACCUUUUCCACCUUUGGAAAAAGCAGGUUCAUGGUCCAACAAGUAGACACUCCAACAGAAUGCAUAGUCAACCAACAAAAGAACGUGUGCUUCGAUGUACUCCCUUACAAACCCUUGGUAAUCCCCCUUGAACUCAAAGAUGAAAUAAUUUACGAACCUUUAAAAGAGAAUUUUGACGAAACCACUCGUUUUUGUUCGAAAAAAGAUGUUUUCUCUAAAGGAGAAGCAAGUUUGUUAGACAGCGCAGACGAGGAUAGCGGUAUAGAGUCCAGUACGUUAGAGAGAAAGGUCAAUAACGAAGCGGCUAAAGAACAUAAUCUUAAACUCCAGUAAAUGGAGGUAAGGGUUGUUUUUAGCUGUUGAUGAUAACGUUGAGAGGUUUUUUGUGAUAAUAGAAUAGUGUGGGGCUUUUCUUAGGAGGUAUCUAUGAAUUUCGGUAGUUUUUAAGUUGUUUUUUUUUGAAGAAGAUAUAUGGCAAGAAAAAAAGACGAUAUUUUCCUACUGUAGCCAAUUCUUUUUGAAUUUGUAGAAAAUCAGAUCAUGAUAAUAGGAAAUAGAAAAAGAUAUAGCAAUGAUCAUAGAAGAAAAAAAGAACACAUCAUAGAGACCCAGUAUCCAAUUCUGAUCCAUUAAAAAUAUUCAUUGAAAGAUUGCUUCCCAAUCAUACAACUAAAAGACUAUCAAACUUGUAAUGUAUGAUUGAAUGAAAACGUCAUCACAGUAGGUAUACGAAGAUUAUUUUAGUUUAAGCACAUCUAUGGGUCUCUAAUUUAUUUGAUAUUCUUGUUAAGUGUUAAUACCUUAAAAUUAACUUCAAAUAAUUUCUGAAAUGUUUAUUCUUAAAAAAUUGCUUGUACUUGUUAUAUUAUUGUGUUUUAACGUUUAUUGAUUGUACGCCAACGUUUAUUGAUUUCUCUAUAUACGUUUUUUAAAGGUCUUUAUGAUGUGUAGCAAUUUUAUUUUAGCGCUUACUUGAAUCUCCACUACAGGGUCCGACUAUUUCUUGUAGUAUUUAGACUGUUUUUAGUUUGAAGGUUUAUUUUUGUAAUCUAUGUCAAUAUAGGUUAGUAUGUAUAUGUACUAGUUUUUUAGUUGUAAUAUAAAAAACGUUUGUAUAAUUCUUGAA